Bactrocera tryoni is the source of this 529-nucleotide messenger RNA. RefSeq lists its product as uncharacterized. The record is from RefSeq and is a predicted model, not a curated record. Bases 11 to 529 code for a protein of 172 amino acids. The transcript has 3 exons. NCBI's taxonomy places the organism in Eukaryota, Metazoa, Arthropoda, Insecta, Diptera, Tephritidae.
AUAAUUUAAAAUGCCAUAUAAAAUAAAACAGUGUGUUCGUAAUGAGUCUAGUGAAGUUGUUAGUUUGUUAUUAAGUGCAAAAAAGAAUAAUGAGGAUGAGGAUAUUGCAACCAGCUCCAGUCAAAAUGAUUUUAGUGAAGCAAAUAACAUAAAACAACAAAGAUAUAACAUAGAAUUGGUCAUCCCACAACAGCCAUUUCAAACAAUGGAGGAUAUUUUAAAUUUUGAAAAACAGCUACAGGAAGAUCCAAAUUUGUUUGCUUCAUUCGAAAUGGAACUCAAAACUGUUGGAAAAAAGCCCAACUUUACCAAAAAUUGUUGGAGAAAAUUAUUGGUCGAUAAACUGGCGGAAAAACUGUGCUGGAAAGGGACGGAGCAAAAUAAAAGUGUACGCAGCCUAAGUACAUCGAAAUCAAUUAGAAAUGCUGCAAUUUCUAUUGGAAUCGAAGAGGAUGAAUUCAUCCGGAACACAAAGUCUUUCUUCCAAUUUGCCAAAAACCGCCAAGAAAGCAAAGAAAAAUAUAAAUAA